AGGACGUCCGUCAUUUCAACACUGAUCAUCGAAGAAGGAAGGAGGGCAAGGAGAGCGCGGAGAAACCCCGCUUGGUCCUGUGUGGUCCUGUGUGGUUCUGUUGUGUUCUUUUGCGUUCAGAGGGAACGAACAAACCAGGAUGUGUUUAGGCGCGCUGGCGUGUUGACCAUCUCAUGAGAGCACAGCUAGCGGGUCUUCGUCGGGAAUCAAACAAUGGAGCAUCAUCGCCAUGACGUUGACUACGAGGACGAGGAGGUGGACCCCAGGAUCCAGGGCGAGCUUGAGCGACUCAACCAGUCUUCGGACGACAUCAACAGAUGCGAGACAACGCUGGAGGACGCCAGGCAGAAGUUCCGCUCGGUCCUGCUGGAGGCCACAGUCAAGCUGGACGAGCUGCUCAACAAGAUCGGGAAGCCCGUGGACGAGUCCAAGCCGUAUUGGGAAGCUCGGCGUCUGGCCCGGCAGGCCCAGCUGGAGGCCCAGAAGGCCACCCAGGACUUCCAGAGAGCCACCGAGGUCCUGCGGGCCGCCAAGGAGACCAUCUCGCUGGCCGAGGAGCGGCUCCUGGAGGAAGACAGGCGUCACUUUGACUCCGCCUGGCAGGAGAUGCUCAACCACGCCACCCAGAGGGUGAUGGAGGCGGAGAAUGCAAAGACCCAAAGCGAAGUGGCGCACAAGGAAACGGCGGCCAAUUACACGGCGGCCAUCAGUCGCAUGAAGCAGCUGGAGAAGAAACUCAAACGCACCAUCAACAAGUCCAAGCCCUACUUUGAGAUGAAGGCCAAGUUCUAUCUGCAGCUGGAGAACCUGAAGAUGACGGUGGAUGAGCGGCAGGCAAAGCUGGCCCAGGCCAAGGCAGAGUACAAGGCAGCCCUCAGGAACUUGGAGAUAAUCUCUGACGAGAUCCACGAGCGCCGCCGGAACUCCGCCAUGGGUCCGCGGGGCCAGGGUGUGGGCGCUGAGGGGGACGGUAGCGUCUGUGGGGAGGACGCGUCCAGCUUCAAGAUGGAGUCUGAUGGAAUUUCCAUGUUGUCUGUGUGCUUUGACGACGAGGCAUGCGGUGCAGGCAGCAUCAUGUCAGAGGAAGAUUCCGACACGCGUUCCACUUGCAGUUUGGCUUCCACUCCCAGCAGCCCUCAGGAGCUCCUGUCACCAUGUCCCUUCACCCCUCCGUCACCAACUCCCUCCUCCUCCUCCUCGCACUCAUCAGCGCCUCCCUCCAGGCCCUGCAGCCUGGACCUCCCCAACUCAGUCUCCCUGUCGGACUUCGGCCUCAUCUCGCCGGUGCUCGGCCCUCGCAGCGAGUGCAGCGGAGCGUCAUCACCCGAGUGCGACCUGGAGAGAGGUGAGCGAGCAGAAGGUGCGGAGGUGACUUUGGACAACAGGCCCAUCAUCAACAAGAACGUGAUGUCCAGCACCAAGAAGAGUUUCAAUCUGGAGGCUCGCUUCAGCUUCCUCAACCUGCGGCGCCAACGCAGUGAUGCCAAAAACACGGAUAACUUUUCCCAGAAGGCCGUGGUGUUGGUCAAAGGACUGUGAGGACUAAGUUCACUUCCCAGUCUGUUUGGACCAACUGCACUCCAUCAGGAAGACGAGGACUACUAAGCUGAUGUUGCACCUUUUGAGAAAGAUGAGUACUGUUAGAAGAAUAAGUUAGUUUUUUUUGUUGUUUUUGUUUUAUCUCCACUGAAAAUAGUUCACAAAAAGAAAUGAGCCGUCAUGUUAAAUGUCUUCGUCCUUGUUAGUAAGUCAGUGUUGACAUUCGAUGGAAGCUAGUGGCCAGACGAGGAAGGUCAGUCAAUGUGUCUCGUUGGAAUGUUGAAUAAAGGAAACGUUGCACUGA
Messenger RNA from Dunckerocampus dactyliophorus (ringed pipefish), 1843 nucleotides. RefSeq names its product SH3-domain binding protein 5b (BTK-associated) (gene sh3bp5b). The coding region runs from base 214 to 1539 and encodes 441 amino acids. The record is from RefSeq and is a predicted model, not a curated record. Gene Ontology annotation, molecular function: protein kinase inhibitor activity. Gene Ontology annotation, biological process: intracellular signal transduction; negative regulation of protein tyrosine kinase activity. The transcript is spliced from 9 exons. Gene Ontology annotation, cellular component: cytoplasm. Lineage: Eukaryota; Metazoa; Chordata; Actinopteri; Syngnathiformes; Syngnathidae.